UUUUACAUGGAUCAUGAUUAAAUUUUUAUAAUAUUAUACACUGUUUAUGUAGAUAUUUAAGAUGAGAUUGAUAUGGAAAUAAAAUUUGUUAGAAAUUGUUUAGAAACCUGCCCUCCUUCUUUUGUUUCAAUAUUUAUAAUCGCAAGAACGAUGGACACGGUUAUUCAAUGUUUCCAACUUUUGAUACCGUAUUAUUACUCAUUAUUGCUUCCUAGAAUGGAAGUCGAUCCACCGCCGGUGUAUCACCGCGAGCCACUCGAAUUUAAAAGUUUUAACAAGUUCGAAACUUGUACGAAAAGUUUCCAGCAACAAUACUGUAGUAUUUAUACCGCAAGAUUAAAAGUACUGAGAAAUUCUCUCGUGCAGAAAGCGAAGAUUAAAUGGGCGAACAUCGAAGUAAUCACGUUGUCAGAACUUUCCGAGAGGGCCGAAGCUAAUACUUGCACUAUAAUAGGAACACUGUACAAACAUCAGGAAUUAAAACCUUCUAUACUACGCGAGCUCAGCGAGGAACUCCAACUGGUAACUCAACCGGCUAGAGCGAAUUAUGCAUCGUUCAAAGAUCUAUUGUAUUUGGAAGAUGAAAGUUUACGUGUUAAAUUGGUCGGGAAUCUCAUGGACAUUCAGGAUAUUGUGACUGGCUGUGUUUGUGCUGUCCUCGGUCAUGAAUUAGAAGACGGUUCAUUCUCGGUGACAGACUGGUGCUUUCCAGGAUGCUGCCCAAAGUUAUCCACGUUUAAUCAUUCAGAAAGAAAGGGAAAAGUUUUGAUAAUCUCAGGUUUAGAUUUAGCGAACAAUGCACAACUGUUAAGUUUAAAUCUUUUAUCUGAAUGGAUAACUGGAAUGGUUGGUUCCAAAGAGGUUCAAGAUGAGAUUGCAUCUACUCUGUGUGUUAUUAUAGCAGGAAACAGUGUGAGAGGAUCCGUAGAGACUUACGAUCAUGCAACGUAUUUCGAAAGGAAGGCUCACGAUGAAGCGAUAUUCAAAAAGACUGCGCUGGUAACACGCAAGUUAGAUGAUUUCCUUCUUUCUAUCGUGCAAUACUGUCCCGUAAUAUUGAUGCCUGGGGAGUUCGAUCCGAGUUGUCACACGUUGCCUCAACAAGCUUUUCAUCCAUGCAUUUUACCUCAGUGUUCUAGAUUCAAAGAUUUUCACGGAGUCACGAAUCCAUGGGUCGGUAUUAUCAAUUCUCGUAUCGUAGCCGGGUCCAGCGGUCAACCCAUCAAAGAUAUCAUGAAAGUCGCUGGCCUCGCCGAUUUCUCACCUCUAACAUGGUUGGAACGUACACUGCUUUGGCGGCAUUACGCGCCGACUGCACCAGAUACCUUACCCGCUUACCCAUUCCCGGAGAUCGACCCAUUCAUCAUAACGGAAUGCCCGGACAUAUACUUUGCUGCUAACAUGGAUAAAUACGACACCGGAUUACUCACAGCGGACGAUGGUCAGGUGGUGAGAUUGAUUUGCGUUCCAAAGUUCUCUGAGACUCAAACUGGUGUACUAGUCGAUUUGCACGAUUUAAAGACAGUACCUCUUUCUUUCACCGUUGCCUAGUUAUUCAUACGUUUUAGAAUGUUGACAUGAAACAAUAAUGUAAAAGAGAAUAUUUGUUGGUCGUUCAUACAAUUUGUACAUACUAGUAAAUAUAUUAUUUAUUCUUACAA
Ceratina calcarata is the source of this 1661-nucleotide messenger RNA. Its product is annotated as DNA polymerase delta small subunit. Gene Ontology annotation, biological process: DNA strand elongation involved in DNA replication; DNA replication. Bases 73 to 1551 code for a protein of 492 amino acids. Gene Ontology annotation, molecular function: DNA binding. Gene Ontology annotation, cellular component: delta DNA polymerase complex. The record is from RefSeq and is a predicted model, not a curated record. The transcript has 6 exons. Lineage: Eukaryota; Metazoa; Arthropoda; Insecta; Hymenoptera; Apidae.